Quercus robur (English oak) is the source of this 853-nucleotide messenger RNA. RefSeq names its product tobamovirus multiplication protein 2B. The record is from RefSeq and is a predicted model, not a curated record. NCBI's taxonomy places the organism in Eukaryota, Viridiplantae, Streptophyta, Magnoliopsida, Fagales, Fagaceae. Bases 195 to 584 code for a protein of 129 amino acids. The transcript has 6 exons.
CUCAAAAAAAAAAAAAAAAAAAAAAUCGUCUCUGUCUCUCUCUCUCUCGUUAAAAAAAAAAAGUUCUAGUCUUUUAUUGGACUGUAUUUCAAAUACUCCUCCUAUACCUACCGCCUAUGCUGGAUUUUCCUCGGUCUCUUUCUCCAGCCACGGACAAAGCUGAUUAGAAAUUUUUGUAAUGUAAACAAGCAAUAAUGGCAAGCUCAACAAGCAGUGGGAGCAGCAGAGAAGGUACGGCCAAAGCCAUGGUAGCCGAUCAGAUCUCUCAGGCCGUUCAGUCCACCUCCAAUCUCCUCCACCUCAUGCAGCAAUCAUCUGUUUCUCAGGCCCAACUGAUAAAGCUUCCAAAGAACCUUUUGGCAAAAACCUCUACAAUCAAGAAUACUGGGCAAGUUUUAGAGCAGAUGCCUCGAGUAAUUUCAUCCUUGGAUGCACAUAUGGAGAAAGGAUUACAAAGUGUUCCUCAUCUACAAACCGUAAUCCAGUUACUUGAAAAUAUCAAAAGCUUCCAGCUUAAUUCUCUCUCUCAAGCUCAUCUUUCUCAGGAGGAACAUGAAUUGGCAAGACCUUCUGAGGUGCCGUAGUUGACUGAACUUUGAUGCACAGUUUGCUGACUGAAAUAUCAGUUCAAUGCAGUAACUGAUGUGAUGGCAGACUGUCUAAUCUACCUCGGAUGAUCGACACCUUUGAUGGUCACAUUGAUUUAUAUGUGUUCUCACUGUAACAUUGAACCUAACCAGAAAUCAUUUGUUUGAACAUAAGAGUAUGUUCCAUCUUGUAAUGUCUGUUCUGUAAAUGUCCCGAUCUAGUGAUAUUGAUCUACGAUGAAUGUAACCAGGGACGGCUUGAUGUA